Candida albicans SC5314 is the source of this 1689-nucleotide messenger RNA. It is a transcript of the gene CHS5, whose product is annotated as Chs5p. NCBI's taxonomy places the organism in Eukaryota, Fungi, Ascomycota, Pichiomycetes, Serinales, Debaryomycetaceae. The transcript has a single exon. The coding region runs from base 1 to 1689 and encodes 562 amino acids. Gene Ontology annotation, cellular component: trans-Golgi network; exomer complex. The record is from RefSeq and is a predicted model, not a curated record. Gene Ontology annotation, biological process: conjugation with cellular fusion; Golgi to plasma membrane transport. Gene Ontology annotation, molecular function: protein dimerization activity.
AUGGUUGAGGUAUCACUAACAGUAGGUAAACUUGAUGCUUCUUUGGCACUUUUGCUAACCAAAGAUCAUCAUUUAAUUGAAUUUCCAACUAUUCUUUUACCAAAUGGAGUCAGAGCAGGGUCAAUCAUCAAAAUCAGAUGUGAUCAAGAUUUCGAUAGUGAAAAAGAAGAGGCAGAGAAAUUUACCAAAAUUCAGGAUGAGAUUUUACAAACAUUUGCUACAAAUUUGCCACAACCACCAAAUUUGAAAAUCAAGAACGUUACUCAAACCUCGUGUGUUUUAGAAUGGGAUAAACUAAACUUGGGCACCGCCACAUUGAAAAAUCUUAUUUUAUUCAAAGAUGGUAAAAAAUUAGGCUCAAUUCCUCAGCCAUUAAAUAAUCGAACCUCAAAAUUGUCUGGAUUGCCAAUUGACAAAUCUUUUAAAGUACAAUUACGUUUGGAUACCACUGCUGGUACUUUCUUGUCGAAUGAAAUUGAGGUAACAACCCACAAAAUGACUGAUUUGUCAGGAAUCACUGUGUGUCUUGGUGACCUUACGCCUAAUGAUCAAUUCAACAAGGAGGACAUUGAAGAGGCAUUGAAGAAUAUGGGGGCAAAAUAUCCAGUGCAACAACAAGUCAAAGUCGACACUACACAUUUCCUCUGUACUAGAGAAAACAAACAAAAUCCUGAAUAUGUGAAGGCAAAUGAUAUGAACAUUCCAAUCAUUAGACCAGAGUGGUUGAAAGCCUGUGAGAGAGAAAGAAGGAUAGUUGGUGUUAGAGACUUUUAUGUGAAAGAUUGUGUCUUACCCGACAUAUUUGCAAAAAACUAUUGGCAAAAGACAACUUCUCAGACCGCAGGUAAUUUUUCUGCUCAAAGUUUACCAAAGGAAUCACCAGCAGUGCCUGAUAAAGAGGGAUUACCAAAGACAGAUUUGAAUAAAGAACUGGUCAAGGACGAACCUACUGAAGUGGAUCAUGCCAAAGAGGAUUCUGUUACCCAAGAACCCGCUAUAGAGGAAAUUUCUGCAGUAGUUUCUGAGAAUAUCAUUACUCCAGAUAUCGCAAAUGAGGAAACAGAUAUUGUUGAGGGUGAAUCAACAAAAAUUGAACUGGUACCAACCGAUGAAAUAGACACCAAAGUUGAAUCUACUCCUGUUGCGGUUGAAACCGAAGAUGUCGUUGCAGAAUCUCCAGCUGACCAAGACGCAGCUGUAACACUAGAACCAACCUCAGUGGAUGACCAAGAGCUUCACCAAUCAGAUGAAACAUUGAAACAGGUCAAUGACGGCCAACAAGAGAUUGACGUAGGAGAUGCAACAGAACAACCAGAAAAGGAGGAAAUUGAUGACAUUAGAGAGCAAGUGAAUAGUACUGUCAAUAAUACCGAGAGACAAGAAACUGCAACAGAUGAUGCUUUUGAUACAGUUCCACUUGAGGGAGAUGAAAACAUUGCAACUGCUGCAAAAGAAACUGAGCCAACAUCUACAGAACCAACAGAGUCCGUGAAUGUUACUAAUGUUAACAACUCCGCAAGUGAAGAAGCUGGAAAAGACGACAAUGAUGACGAAGAUGAUGAGGAUGAGGAUGCAGACAAUGAAGGGAAAUCUAAUAAAACUUCUGAACAGUCAUCAGAAGGAAGUGCAACUGGUUCACCAUCCAAGAAGAAAAAUAAAAAGAAAAAGAAGAAUAAUAAGAAAAAGUAA